GCUGGCGUAGACGCUUCCUGGCCAUGGUGGUGGUGGCAGCGGCGCCGAACGCGGCCGCGGCGGCCCCCAAAGUCCUGCUCCUAUCGGGCCAGCCCUCGGCGGGCGGCCGGGCGCUGCCACUCAUGGUGUCGGGCUCUCGGGCAGCGGGGUCCGAGGCGGGCGGGGCGCCGCAGGCUCGCAAGCGGCAGCGCCUGACGCACCUGAGCCCGGAGGAGAAGGCGCUGCGGAGGAAACUGAAAAACAGAGUAGCAGCGCAGACUGCCCGAGAUCGAAAGAAAGCCCGGAUGAGCGAGCUGGAGCAGCAAGUGGUGGAUUUGGAAGAAGAGAACCAAAAGCUUCUGUUAGAAAACCAGCUUUUACGAGAGAAAACUCAUGGCCUUGUGAUUGAGAACCAGGAGUUACGAACUCGCUUGGGAAUGGAUGUCCUGGCUACUGAAGAGGCUCCAGAGACAGAGUCCAAGGGAGAUGGAGUACGGCCGGUGGCCGGGUCUGCUGAGUCCGCAGCACUCAGACUACGUGCAUCUGCAGCAGGUGCAGGCCCAGCUGUCACCUCCCCGGAACAUCUUCCCAUGGAUUCUGACGCUGUUGACUCUUCAGACUCUGAGUCUGAUAUCCUUUUGGGCAUUCUGGACAAGUUGGACCCUGUCAUGUUUUUCAAGUGUCCAUCCCCAGAGUCUGCCAAUCUGGAGGAACUCCCAGAGGUCUACCCAGAAGGACCUAGUUCCUUACCAGCCUCCCUUUCUCUGUCAGUGGGGACCUCAUCAGCCAAGCUGGAAGCCAUUAAUGAACUCAUUCGUUUUGACCAUGUAUACACCAAGCCUCUAGUCUUAGAGAUCCCCUCUGAGACAGAGAGCCAAACUAAUGUGGUAGUGAAAAUUGAGGAAGCACCUCUCAGCUCUCCAGAGGAGGAUCCCCCUGAAUUCAUUGUCUCAGUGAAGAAAGAACCUUUGGAAGAAGACCUCAUUCCAGAGCUGGGCAUCUCAACCCUGCUUUCAUCCAGCCACAGUCUGAAACCAUCUUCUUGCCUGCUGGAUGCUUACAGUGACUGUGGAUAUGAGGGCUCCCCUUCUCCCUUCAGUGACAUGUCUUCUCCACUUGGUACAGACCAUUCUUGGGAGGACACUUUUGCCAAUGAACUCUUUCCCCAGCUGAUUAGUGUCUAAAGAGCCACCCAGCACUGGGCCCCUUUCCUUGACCAUUACACUGCCUUAGAGGAUAGCAGAGAAAGAGUUCCUCUAAAGUAUUCUUUUCAACUUCAUAGACGACUUCCAAGUAUUGUCUUUUGACACCCAGCCGUCUAAGGUAUUCAAAAAUAUCCUAAUUCUGCACUACAGCUUUUGAGAGAUCUUAAAGGUGGCAGUGUGCCCCACAAUACAGGAGAGGGUCAUUUGACAGUUAUCCCCAGGCUGGCUUCAAAGUAUGUAGCUGAGGCUAGGCUGGAACUCCCGACCCUCCUGCCUCCACCUCCCAAGUGCUGGGUUUAUGCAGGUGUACACCUCCACACCUGCCUCCUGACAUGUCCGAAAGUGGACUUGGGGUUUAUGAAUGGCCUUUGAUCAUUUCUCUUCCCUGCUCUUGGCUUCCCAGGUUUUUUAGUUUACUUCUACAAGCAAACAACAACCUGAGAGGCUUGGUUUUCCUUAUGUACAGUCCAAGUGAAGAUCAAGAAUCUUUGUUAAAAUUACAGAAAUUUACUAUGUAAAUGCCUGAUGGAAUCUUCUUGCUAGUGUAGCUUCUGGAAGGUGCUUUCUCCAUUUAUUUAAAACUACCCAUGCAAUUAAAAAAGCAGUGCAGCA
Peromyscus eremicus (cactus mouse) is the source of this 1796-nucleotide messenger RNA. It is a transcript of the gene Xbp1, whose product is annotated as X-box binding protein 1. The record is from RefSeq and is a predicted model, not a curated record. Gene Ontology annotation, cellular component: nucleus. Lineage: Eukaryota; Metazoa; Chordata; Mammalia; Rodentia; Cricetidae. Gene Ontology annotation, molecular function: DNA-binding transcription factor activity, RNA polymerase II-specific; RNA polymerase II transcription regulatory region sequence-specific DNA binding.